Molecule: messenger RNA, 1014 nt
Organism: Ananas comosus (pineapple)
Lineage: Eukaryota; Viridiplantae; Streptophyta; Magnoliopsida; Poales; Bromeliaceae
Product: probable prolyl 4-hydroxylase 3
Exons: 8
Coding region: 43-681 (212 amino acids)
Biological process (GO): peptidyl-proline hydroxylation to 4-hydroxy-L-proline
Cellular component (GO): endoplasmic reticulum
Molecular function (GO): iron ion binding; procollagen-proline 4-dioxygenase activity; L-ascorbic acid binding
Source: RefSeq, a predicted model, not a curated record
UACGAGGCGAAGAAUGGGCUGGGUCAGAAAGCGGAGCCGUGGAUGGAGGUUAUCUCGUGGGAGCCCAGGGCCUUCGUCUACCACAAUUUCCUGUCUAAGGAAGAAUGUGAGUACUUGAUUGAACUGGCAAAGCCUCGUAUGGAGAAGUCAACAGUUGUUGAUAGCGCAACAGGGCAGAGUAAGGAUAGCAGGGUUCGCACGAGCUCAGGCAUGUUCUUUAGGAGAGGUCAAGAUAAGAUUAUCCGCAACAUUGAGAAAAGGAUAGCCGAUUUUACCUUCAUUCCUGUAGAGCAUGGCGAGGGCCUUCAGAUUCUCCAUUAUGAAGUUGGACAGAAAUAUGAAUCUCACUAUGAUUACUUUCUUGAUGAAUAUAAUACAAAGAAUGGAGGGCAGCGAAUAGCCACCCUUCUCAUGUAUCUUUCGGAUGUUGAAGAGGGUGGGGAGACUGUCUUUCCUUCUGCUAAAACAAACAGCAGUUCGCUGCCAUAUUAUAAUGAGCUAUCAGAAUGUGCAAAGAAGGGCCUUUCUGUGAAGCCAAAGAUGGGAGAUGCAUUACUCUUUUGGAGCAUGAGGCCUGAUGCCACCUUAGAUCCGUCAAGCUUGCAUGGUGGGUGCCCUGUGAUUAAAGGGAAUAAGUGGUCAUCUACCAAGUGGAUGCGUGUUCAUGAAUAUAAAGUUUAAAGUUUCACAAUGAAGGUCGGUACAUUGACGGUAAGCUUACUAUACAACAAGAGACCUGACACAUGCUAUAUAUUCUUUUGUAUGAUACAGAUUAAUGCCUUUCAGUUUUGUAAGUUAUGUUAUACUUGGUUUUAGAUCUAGUAUGGUGCUUUUCUUCCCAUGAAACAAAGCAAUGUUUUUCGCAAUACGGAUGAAAUUAUUGGGAAUCAUUUGCUCCCUUGAUACUGCGGUGUAAAGUCGAGGAUUAAAAUGGUAGUGAAGAGCAAAGAAUGUAUGUAUUUCACUGUUUAACCUUGUUUUGGAUAGAAUAAUUGCUAUGAUACCUUUUAAGCA